Lachancea nothofagi CBS 11611 is the source of this 1200-nucleotide messenger RNA. The record is from the annotation of a GenBank genome assembly. NCBI's taxonomy places the organism in Eukaryota, Fungi, Ascomycota, Saccharomycetes, Saccharomycetales, Saccharomycetaceae.
AUGAGGCUUCCUGGUUAUCUGUCUAUCAUAGUGGCUUUUCUUACGAUUCAUGUAGUGAAUGCCAACCCGGGACAUACGAACAAUUGGGCCGUCUUAGUAUGCACCUCCCGAUUCUGGUUCAACUAUAGACACAUGGCCAAUGUACUGAGCAUGUACAGAACAGUUAAAAGACUGGGAAUACCAGACUCGCAGAUUAUUUUAAUGCUAAGUGAUGAUGUGGCUUGUAAUUCCAGAAAUUUAUUUCCCGGCAGCGUGUUCAAUAAUGCUGACAGGGCACUAGAUUUGUAUGGAGAGUCAGUAGAGGUAGAUUACAAGGGGUACGAGGUAACCGUUGAGAACUUCAUCCGCCUGUUGACAGAUCGAUGGAGUGACGAGCAACCAAAGUCCAAGAGACUACUGACGGACGAGAACUCGAAUAUUUUUAUUUACAUGACAGGCCACGGUGGCGCCGACUUUUUGAAGUUUCAAGAUGCUGAAGAGAUCUCUUCGCAUGAUAUUGCUGACGCUUUCGCUCAGAUGCACGAAAAAAAGCGUUACAAUGAGAUUUUUUUCAUGGUCGAUACAUGCCAAGCCAACACAAUGUAUUCAAAAUUCUACUCGCCCAAUGUAUUAGCCGUGGGGUCCAGUAAGUUGGACGAGAGCUCGUACUCGCAUCAUUCCGAUGUUGAAGUCGGUGUCGCGGUCAUUGAUCGGUUCACGUAUUACACGUUAGAGUUCAUGGAGAAAAUCGAGAAAAACUCGUCACUUAGUUUGCAAGAUCUAUUUGAUUCUUAUACAUUUGAAAAAGUGCACUCGCAUGUAGGAGUGAAAACUGAUUUGUUUGAGAGGAUUCCUUCGCAAGUGCUGGUCACAGAUUUCUUCGGAAGCGUCAAACACAUUUUCAAAGAUGAGCAUGAUCAAUCUGAAGAUUUUAAUGCCGUCAUCAAAGAUGGCCAUGAACAAGAAGACUACGUGGAUCAUAUUGUGAAUCUAGCAAUUGAGAAGAAACGAAAAUCAGUGGCACGAAGCUCAAAUGCAACAUCGGUAGAGCAAGCUCCACUGAUAAAUUCAAGAGAAAGUUUGGUGAGUUUCGACAAGUCUAAGACAGAAUUUAAGUGGUCAGUGACUGUUCCACGUGUAAUAUUCUUCAGUCUUCUCAUUUUCAUAUUCUACUUACAAGUACAGGAUAAGACCCAAUCUCAAUCGACCUUAAGAUGUUAG